AAAAAAAAAAAGGGUUUUAAAGGUAGAAACAAUGACGACAAUGAUCUCCAAUCUUCCAAAGGAUUUGAUCGAGGAAAUUCUUUCGAGGCUUUCCUGGAAAUCUAUGAAAGCAGUGAGAUUAACUUGCAAAAGUUGGAACAAUUUAUCCAAAAGUGAGAUGUACAUUGGUAAAUCAACAAGAGAAGGACAGUCUAUGAUGAUCGCGAUGAUGCCUCACAAUCUUUAUCUAAUGAGCUGCGUCGUCGACGUUGAUCCAUCUAUAGAGCAUAAAGGUCAACUUAGUUUCCUUCACAAUCAAGUUAGCAUAUCUCGAGUCUUUCACUAUGAGGGUUUAAUUUUAUGCAUCUUGAAAGACGUUACUAGGAUUGUGGUUUUGAAUCCGUAUUUGGGCCAAACAAGGUGGAUCAAACUCAGAUUUUCUCACUGUCAACAAAGAUUUGACAUGUUCAGUUAUGCUCUCGGUUACGAGCAUAAAGAAUCUUGUCGUAGUUUUAAAUUCUUGAGGUUUAUAGAUUAUUUCUACAAAGCACCCGAAACGAAAUUUUUUUGGUAUGAAAUCUACGAUUUUGAUUCUGGUUCAUGGAGUACUCUUGAUGUCACUCCACACUGGUUUAUAUCUUGUUCAAGCGAUAGCGUUUCUCUUAAGGGAAAUACCUACUGGUGUGCUAGAGAAAGGACCCCUGAAAACGGUCUCCGCGAUCACAUAAUCUGUUUUGAUUUUACAAGAGAGAGAUUUGGGCCGCUUCUACCUCUGCCGGUUAACGUUACUGAUCAUGACUAUGGUAUUGUGACUUUAUCUUGUGUUAAAGAAGAGAAGAUUGCAGCCUUAUUUCAGCACUACGCAUCAUUUGAUUCUGAGUUUGAAAUAUGGAUUACGACUAAGAUUGAGGCCGAAAUGGUGUCGUGGAGCAAGUUCUUGAGAAUGGAUACGAAGCCUAAGAUAUUUUUUCCAGAUACUUUCUUCAUUGAUGAAGAGAAGAAAGUCUUCAUGGAUGUUGGUAGAGACUAUGAAGGUAAUUGGGACUAUGACUAUGAAUAUCCCAAAACAUUAAUUUACAUCAUUGGAGAGGCUGGGUACUUCAAAAAAUUGGAUCCCGGAUUACCUAACCAAAACCGUUGGCCACGUGUGUGCUCUUAUGUUCCAAGUUUGGUCCAGAUCAAGAAACUUGCACGAGGCAAAAGGAUAGAACAAAGUAGUUUAGAAAAGCAUCGAUUUGAUCAAAACAUGUUGAGACUUGCUGAAAUUGAAAUUGGUAGGAAGAGGCGCAAAAGGAGAAAACAGGAUGAUUAGGGACAAAACUGAGAUUGGUUGCUAAGUUACAGGAGCAGAACAUUAAGAAGGGUCGAGUUUUGGAAACGCUCUGAGAUGCUCUUGGAACCUUAUGGGAAUUCUUGCAUUGUGAUGCCUAUUUUACGUGAUAAAGAAACCAUAUGAUGUUGCUGGUGCUGUUUGGUUUCUCUUUUACUGUGUUUUGAAACAACUCUGUUUUUUGUUACCAGUAAUUUCAUGAAUAUGAACUUGGCGUAUACAUGACUCAGGCAUGCUUAAGGUUCAUUAAUCAUUAUGAUGAAGUUGCAAUCGAUGUGAAACAAG
Messenger RNA from Arabidopsis lyrata subsp. lyrata, 1594 nucleotides. Its product is annotated as putative F-box protein At5g41510. The coding region runs from base 32 to 1291 and encodes 419 amino acids. The record is from RefSeq and is a predicted model, not a curated record. The transcript has 2 exons. Lineage: Eukaryota; Viridiplantae; Streptophyta; Magnoliopsida; Brassicales; Brassicaceae. Gene Ontology annotation, molecular function: protein binding.